GUGGCCCUGGUCGCCUGGUACCCUAUCCCGCCCACGCUGCUCCUGGAGAAUUCUGCUUGAGUGCCAGCCAUCUGUGCAAGCCCUGGACCCACCUGGCUCUUAUUCUCCAUCUGCCUUCUCUGACCCUCUUCCUCCCCCCAUCCUGCGGCAGCCAUGGUCUGGAAGAAGCUGGGCCCCGGCAACUUCUCCGACUGCCCCAAUGGCUCCCGCCGGUGGAUAUGGGACGUGUUCGGCGAAUGCGCCCAGGACGGCUGGGAUGAGGCCAGUGUGGGCCUGGGCUUGAUCUCCAUUGUCUGUUUUGCAGCAUCCACCUUCCCCCAGUACAUCAAAGCCUGCAGGACGGGCAACAUGGACCAGGCGCUGUCUCUGUGGUUCCUUUUGGGCUGGAUUGGAGGGGAUUCCUGCAACCUCAUCGGCUCCUUCCUCGCUGACCAGCUGCCCCUGCAGACCUACACGGCGGUGUACUACGUGCUGGCGGACCUGGUGAUGCUGUCCCUCUACUUUCACUACAAGUUUAAGAAGCGCCCCUCUCUGCUGUCUACCCCCAUCAAUUCUGCGCUGCUGUUCAUCUUGGGGAUGGCGUGUGCUGCCCCACUGCUGAGGACCACAGGCCCUGUGGCCGCCCGGAGGGAGGUCUUCCGGGGUCGGACGCUCCUGUCAGUGGAGCCGGGCAGUAAGCCCUUCACUCAGCAGGAGAUCAUCGGCUUCGUCAUCGGCUCAGUCUCCAGCAUGCUCUACCUGCUUUCCCGGCUGCCUCAGAUCCGCACCAACUUCCUGAGGAAGUCCACGCAGGGUGUCUCCUACUCGCUGUUCGCCUUGGUGAUGCUGGGGAACACGCUGUACGGGCUGAGCGUGCUGCUCAAAAACCCGGAGGUGGGCGAGAGCGAGGGCAGCUACGUGCUGCACCACCUGCCCUGGCUCGUGGGCAGCUUGGGCGUGCUGCUGCUCGACACUGUUAUCUCCAUACAGUUCCUGAUAUACAGGGACACGGCCACCUCCUCGGAGCGCCAGCCCCUCCUCCCCAGUUGACCCGGACCCAGGCCAAGCCCAGGACAACGGGGAUCUCCAGACGCUGCUCCCAAGAAGGGACAAGUGCGGGCAGACAUGGUGCUGCUGACCCUGGAGUGGGCCGUGCAGGCAGCCGGGGGUGCCUUAAGGGCCCGGCCCAGGCACCUCCCCCACCUCCGGAACCUGCUGGGUGACUCUUCCAGGAGCCCUGACUGAUGGACUCUUCAGGGGGCAGGGAGUGGGGAACGAGGGGGGUGCCGGGGCUCGUCCCCCCCGAGACACACCCCUAGAAUCUGAAACUGCUGUCCCUGGGAGCCCCCAUGGGGGCUGCAGCUGAGACCUCGGCUCCUCCAAAGGCAGUGGGUGCCCCCCAACUCCCUUCCCUCCGUCUGCCCACGCGCGCACACACACACACACACACACCCCUGGAGCGGGUGUGGUUGUCGCCAGUGUCCCUGGGACUGUCGUGUUGACCGCAGACAGCUCAGUAAACGGCCCCUCCCAGUGAGGCAUCUUUCUGGUGCUCCUUCCCCGAGGUGCUGUGGUCUAGGCUGCGCUGGGCAGCCGCGGUGCACAGGGAUCCGGGCCCCAGCUUCCAGGUCCCAGGUGGGGGUCUAGAGGCUGAGAUGUGGCAGAGCCAAACAGGAGCAGACUGUCCCGCCUCCAGGGGACCUCGGGUUCCGGGACCUGGUUCUCUUUAACAGAAUCCACAUCCGCGGCUGAGGAUCCAGCAGCGAGAAUGACGGGGUCCCAGCCCCUCAGUGCUCGGGAAGCAGCAGGGGAAAAAAAAAAAAAGUUAAGGUUCAGAUCUUGGUUCUGCCUCUUAGCUUCUCUGUGCCUCAGUUACCUCAUCUGUGAAAUGGGUGUAAUUAGCAGAAGUUAGUCCCAAAGUCUGGCAUGUAGUAAGCGUACCAUAAAGGUUAGCUUUGGUAAUUUUCAGUUGGAGGAGAGGCACUUGCAGAUCUCCCUGCAGAUCAGAGACCUUCCUGGAGGAGGGUGACAUGCAGGAGAUCACGUGUGUGUGUGUGCGCGCGCGCGCGCACGUGCACGCGUGCGUGAUAGGCAGAAGGAUGGAGGUGCAGCAGCAGUGGGAAGGGAGGAGAGGACAGGGCUCAGGCCUGAGCUCUGGUCCUGGACCCCAACUUCACUCUGUCUCCCAGACCCCGUUCUGAGUCCACUUACUGGCCAUGCAUCUUUGGGUGCCUGAGGGCUGGUCAGGGAGAGAAGCUGUGGCUCUUCCUGCCCGAGGGACAGGAAGGAGCUCACGGGGGUGGGGGAGGCCCGCAGGCCAGUUUGGUGCCACAUAGAUCGGCAGAGAGUAUCCUCCACCAGGCCCGGCUGUGCUGGGCAUCUGUGAGGGGGGCGACCGGGCUCUGGUCCUUGUCAGGGAGCGAAGAUGGUCGCCCGAGCCUGGGGGUGAGGGCUUUGACCAGAAGAUACAAAGUGCCAUCAGAAUGAGGAGACUCCGCGAAGAAGGCUUCUCGGAGGAGGGGCCCUGGGGUCAAUCCUGAAGACGGAGGGGAGUCAGGAAGGGGGAAGGGCGUGCCCAGGUGUGGAGCUGGGGCCGCUGGAAAGCCAGGCUGGGUCGUGGAGCAGGGGCCGGGGCAGUGGCUUACAGCAGGUUGGGGAAAAGAAGGCAGGAAUUGGGAUCUGGGGAGACCUCAGAGCUGCCUCUGAGGUUCAGGUGGGCAGUGAGGCCAAGUUGGGCCAGUCUGCCGUGUGCCUGUCCUGGUCGUGCCUGCGGAGCCCUGUGUGUACCCUGGCACCGGGCCGGUCUUUGAUGAGUGCUGCUUGUAUGCUGGGCGGGGUGAUAUGGGGUCGGUGCAAUUAGGAUGGCCAGUUUCCAGAUGGAAAACAGGCUUCGAGGGAUCAAGCACCUUGCUCACGGCGGAGCAGCUUUUUGAACCCCAUUCUGUCCCUCAUCCCACACCUGCCCGGGACUAGGGCUCUCGGAGUCCCCUCCCUGGCUAGGGGUCCAGAGGGCAGGGCUGUGGGCUACACAGCUUCUCCUUGCGGGCAGCCCAACUUUGGGGGCUUAGGCUCCCUUCCUCCUUCCUGGAGCCCCCAGGCCCUCCCAGGCGAAGCUGCCCCCAGGCGCCAGCUAGCUCUCGCUUGGGCCUUCUUGGGGCACCCUCGCCAGCCAUCUUCUGGCUCCCCCCAGGGCCAGGACCUUGCUUGAUGUGUUACCGGGGACUCCCUCACCAUAGCGGUGAGCACCCCAAGUGCGGGCCUCAGUCAGAGCCGCCUGAGAGAGAGGACGGGUCACAGCCCUGUCCGGAGGACCUUGCCUCGUGAAGGUGGCCUCCUCACUUCCUCCCGGGAAGCACCGGUCUGCGGGGCCAUAGCUCUUGCUUUUCUGCCAUGCCCAGUCGGCGCUGAGCCACGGUUCUUCCUCCCAAAGGAGGCCCGGGUCUGAUGGCUGUGGCCCAGGCAGUACCCUGUCCGACAGAGGAGGGAGUGCUGGUGGUGGAGUGUUUAGGCUCCAGCGCCUGCCGCCGCCACCACCACCACCGGGCAAGAGGCAGGUACGGGAUGGCGACAUGAGUAUCGCCGGUGCCCGGACCCCCCAGCUUCUUCCGGCAGCUCCCCCACAUGGACGGGGCCAGGUGGGCAGGCCUGGGUGGGGAGCCCGGGGAGACUUCCCUUCUCACCCCCCCUCCCCGCCCCGGGGUGCACACCUCUUAGCUCGCUGCAGGCAGGGGGUGGCCGGGAGGGGUGAGCGCUCCCACCUAACCCGCAGGCUCGGCGGCAUUCUGCUUCCAGGUUUCAGGCCAGACUCAGCCAAGAGGGGCACCACCUUUGUCACUUGUCGGUUGUCCUUGUCCGGAAGGGAGUCUCUCUCUGGACACUCAGGGGGAGCAGGAGGUUGGACCAGUCACCCCAAAAGAGCCCUCGCUUGGCUCUUGACUCUCCCUUGAAUGAGAUGCCGUGUGUGCAAAGGCCUCUCACAGCGCCUGGUCCCCGUGUCCCCCGAAUCCUGGCGGGGACAGGAAGAGCUGGCAGGCAGGUAGCAGUCUCCUAGGAAGCAGAAGGACCCAGCGUGCAUGUGGCCCCAGGCCCUUCCAGCCCAGGGUUCUUCAGUGAACUUAAUGGGCUUCUUUAAGCCACAAUUUGGAUAUGGCCUUGAGUCCCCAAAGUUGAGAAAGGGGAGCAACCUGCAGCUCACUGCCCUGUUCACCUCUUCUGCUGUUGGACUUGGCUUUCACUGUUGCUGAAAGGAGGGACCGCAGAGGCCGCUGGGUAGACAGCCAGGUGCUGACUUCUGUGACCAGCUGGCCCACCUGCCUCCCUUGAGUGCGCUGAGCGGAUCCAGAGGAGGGUUAGCCCCACGGUGGGGGGGGGGGGGGAUUGCCCUCUGCUGCGGGUUAACUCCAUGCACCUGAGUACUACCACCCAGUCCCCCAGCCCCGUGACAGCCCAAGGACACAGCCACCCACAGGGAUCUCUGCGCAGCACACCGGAAGUGCUCUGGGAAGACCAGUUUUUUAUCAGUACUUCCCCACGCCCAACAGUGUGGGCAGACGUCUGUCCCGCUCACCCAGCCCACAGUAGGUGCUCAGUAAAUGUCUGAGUGAGUGAAUGCCCGACACAACGGCCGUCAGGGAGCCUCCGUCUGGUGAAGGUACCAGGCAUGGAACCCACGAUCGUGGAACUGCUGAGUGUGUGCCCUCGACGUGGGGCGAGAGCGUGCUGUGGGAGCUCUGUCUCAAGACCGCUAUUUGAGAAAGGAUCAAGUCAGCGAUGACUAAAUUCGCAUGGGAAGUUAUGGGUAUAGAUAUACUUCAUCUUGCAACAUUUCUGCUCACUUGUAGUCAUUGCAGAUGACCCAGACGCCCAGUAUGCGUGAGGAACUGUCAAUGGUUUCAUUCCCUGGGCGGGUCGAAGAUCCGUUGUAUGCGACACAGGCUCUUCGUUCUAGGAAGCACUAACGGAGCAUUUACUUUGAAAAGUUGCACAAAGUGGGCCGCUGGUUCGGUCGUGGAGCUUGUGACUCCAUCUUGGGGUUGGGAGCCUGGGUGGCUGUCAGUGAAGCGUCUGCCUUUGGCUCAGGUCAUGAUCCCAGGGUCGUGGGAUGGAGCCUUGAGACCCUUAUGUUGGGCUCCCUGCUCAGAGGGGAGCCUGCUUCUCUGCCUCCCCACUCUAUCUCUGUUGCACUCUCUCUAAUAAAUGAAAUCUUAAAAAAAAAAGUUGCAUAAAAAAGGUAGAGAACAGUGGUAGGAGAGUCUAUGAAGUGAUUAAAAAAAAUUAUUUGACAGAGUAGGGGGAGCAGGAGAGGGAGAAGCACACUCCCCACUGGGCAGGGAGCCCGAUGCAGGACUCCAUCCCAAGACCCUGGGAUCAUGACCUGAGCCAAAGGCAGACACUUAACGGAGUCAGUCAGGUGCCCCAGAAAUUUUUAAAAAUAUUUAUUUAUUUGAGAGGGAGAGAGGGCGUGCGCAACACACUAGUGUGUGUGGCGGCGGGGCAGAGGGAGAGGGACAAGCAGAAGGACAAGCAGACUCGUUGCUGAGCUCAGAGCCUGAUGCAAGGCUCAGUCUCAUGGCCUCAGGUCACGGUCAAGAUCCUUCAGGAUCAGGAUCUGAGUCGAAAUCAAGAGUCGGAUGCUUCACUGACUGAGCCACCCAGGUGCCCCUGAAGUAAUAUUUUGAAAGACACAAAGUAAGGAUAGAAAAUUAAAAAUAAAACAUUAAAAAUAUUUGUACCACAUUUCAAUUUUAGAAACUUAAAUUCUUUAAAUUAUGAGCUUAUAUGUUUAUAUUCUGAACUUCAUCUUUUUAAACAGUGAAUUGGAGUGUUGGUCAUGCGAAUUAUAACCAAUGUUUUUAUGAAACAAAAAUAACACCAACUUCUUUGAAAGAAAUUACUUUUUUUUUUGAAAGAUUUUAUUUAUUUGACAUACAGAGAUCGCAAGUAGGCAGAGAGGCAGGCAGAGAGAGAGGGGGAAGCAGGUGUCCUGCUGAGCAGAGAGCCUGAUGUGGGGCUCGAUCCCAGGACCCUGAGAUCAUUACAUGAACCACCAGGUGCCCCAAGAAAUUACCUGUUUAAUAGAUCAUCUGCUUCCUAAGGGUGGAAGACAAGAAUUGCAAACUCAGUGACGAAGCCCUCAGUCCAAACAUUUGCAGCAAAGCUGGUCGGUUCUGGUUGAAGGAACAAGCUGACAAGGUAUGAUUAAGUAAUCUGCUUUUCCUGCUGAAAGUUUUACAAAUUUUAGUUAUAUUGAGAAAAUAAUGAUGAAGCAUUUUCACUUCUAUGAUAAAUACUUUUUUUUUUUUAGAUUUUAUUUAUUUAUUUGACAGACAGAGAUCACAAGCAGGCAGAGGCAGGCAGAGAGAGAGAGAGAGGAAGAAGGCUCCCUGCCGAGCAGAGACCCUGACUUGGGGCUCAAUCCCAGGACCCUGGAAUCAUGGCCUGAGCCGAAGGCAGAUGCUUUAACCCACUGAGCCACCCAGGCGCACCUGUGAUAGGUAAAUUUUAACAUUUAUUUAACUUACUGUUUGGAAUGAGACAUACUUUAUUUUU
Mustela lutreola (European mink) is the source of this 6528-nucleotide messenger RNA. RefSeq names its product solute carrier family 66 member 1 (gene SLC66A1). NCBI's taxonomy places the organism in Eukaryota, Metazoa, Chordata, Mammalia, Carnivora, Mustelidae. The transcript has 8 exons. Bases 154 to 1029 code for a protein of 291 amino acids. The record is from RefSeq and is a predicted model, not a curated record.